CUGCCAGGCCCACAAAUCUAUUCCAACUUCGAGUCACCCCUUAAUACCACACCCUCCUCUGUCACCUUUAAAAUAACAUCAUUGUCUGGGGGUGAAUCUGAAUAUCCCACUCGGGGGUGUUCAUUGCAAAGAUAUAAUCUCAUUGUUCGCCAUGAUCCAUCUCGCUGAAAUAAGAUUUAGUUGUUUGUAAUCUACCAAAUCAGGUGGUCUCCUUUCUGUCUGGAAAAUAAAAUGUAUUCGAGAGGCUUUUCAAAAAUAAACCUUGUACAUCUUCAAUCUAGAGGAUUCUUUCACUGAAAACGAGGGCAGACUUCCCAGUGUUUGAGGGUUGCCCAGUUCUUUCUCACUCAAAUCAUUAGAAAUAAAAAAGUCAGUUUGGAGAAUUUGCUUAAGUAAAACCAGGAGUAGCUAGACAUGAAUGAGCCGAAACUGGAAGGAAAUCCCUUUGUUCAGUGUGGGUUUCAGUGAAUGCCCAGCGGGCGGCUAAACCAGUUCAUUAAGAGAGAAAAAGACGUGUUCUUAAAUGCUGUUCUCAGAUGCAAAUGCCUAGAAAAACAUAUUGUGACGGCGAAAACCCAUCCUGGGACUCAUACCCUCUAGACUCAUGAACUUUGGUGUUUGUUAUUAAUGAAUAAACAAACUUUCCAAAAAAUAUUUCCUCCUUAUUUAAAACAAUUAACUAACCCGUUUACCAUCUGCCAGUCUUCACCCCUAGAAAAAUGUGAUUCUUUUUGUUAUUCUGGAACUCGGAAACACUUAUCAUUAGGAAUGUUGAAUUUUAUGGGGUCAUUUUUAACCACAUACUUAAAAAAGAAUAAUUGACGUAUGAAAACCUAUUUUUCCUCUGCUUUAGAAAUCUAAAUUCUGACCUGAAACGCAGUCUGCAAGUCAUCCUGUCAAACUGAGAUGUGUUAUUUUUCCUGUCCCUUCUCUGCUUUAUUAAAUCGUCAUAUACUGCACACAGUUUUUCCCCAGCCCAGGCCUGCCUUGGGCUCUCUGUUGCAUUGUUAACUAUUUAAGCAUUAGACUGGCGCAGAGAUGGCAGGUGGGAAAAGCUGAAGGACUUGAUCUCCUCCCUGCCAGAGUUCUCCUCUUUCACGAGUGCUGCUUACAUUGAACAGCUUAAGAAUAAGCUCCUGUGUGAGCCCUCGGAGGCCAAGGAGUAUUGUUGAAUUCAGAAAGGAAUCGCUUUCUUUUUGUGAUAAUUUGAAUAUUUUGACAAUGAAGCUAAGCUACUUCACUGCCUGGUUUGCGUACCUCGCGUUAUGUGCACCCUUUCCUGGGAAGCAGAAGAACCCUGCCUCUCUGAAUACAUAAGUUGGUAUUGUCAAUUUGUGAGAUGGGUAGGCCCAAAGGAAGAAUCAUCCGGAAGAAUUUUACUCUUUUGCUUUAAAGUUUAAAGCUCUUUGAAAAAAAAAAAAUUAUAGAAGCCUUUGGAGACCACCCAAUUAAACCACCACACUAAAUGUUGAGCAUUUUGAGAAAGGAGAUGGACCAUGAAGGUGAUUUGUAAAGUGUUUAUACAAGCAAAACAAGGAAUAUGUUGGAAACAAAUUCUCUGAAUGACUCAGACAAUCUGCUCACCUCCAGUUUUUUCCUGUAUUGUGAUGCAUUCUUUUUAAGACAUUAGUUGUCCAAAAAUUGACUUGAUUUUUCCGUUUUUAACUUAAAAGGAUGUUCUUAUACAAAAUAAAUGGGCAAAUUUAUUUUUGAUCAAAUUAACAGAAGAAAACAGGCAAGUGAAUAAAUAACUUAAGUGAGAUAUUAACUGGCUUUGUUCCAUAACAGAUUUGCCUAUUUACUAGUUAAGAAAAUCCUGAAAAGCUUUCCCUGUAAGAGGAUCGAUGAUGGGUUAGAAUAGUCUUGGUAGGAAGAAGCCAAGUUUGAUAAUUACUUGGUGAAUGGAAAUGCUGGUUUCCAAUUGCUCACCAGGGUUCAGUGGCACAAAGCUGGCUAUAGACUUGGCUUCUGAAGACUUGGUAAAAACGUAAAUUCUUGGGGUCCCAGUGAUGCUGUUUUAGCCUGCACUGAUUUGCCCUGUGGCCGCUUGGGAAUCUGUAUUUUUAAAAGGCUUCUGUGCUAAUUCUAAUGCAUAGCCAGGUUUGUAAGCAUUUAACUCAGUAUUCAACUUGGAGACUUCAACUAUCUUGGACUGCAUAUUUUCUAAAUCUAUAUGUUUAUAUGAAGCCCCUUUGUUGAGUGCCAACUGGUUAUUUGCGGACUUUCUUUCAAUUCAGAAUUUGUUUUAGGUUCUGUUAUUGCAUAGAUUUGCAUACCUGUUUUAUGGCAUUUUAAUACUGUUGGUUUAAAAAAAUAUCAUUUCCUCUGAGUGCUGUUUUGAAUAUUUUAUGUAAGCAAUUUCAUGUGUUCUUUUUUACCACUUGCAGAAAGCAGGGGAGAAGUUGAGAGUUUUUCUUAAUCCCGUGCAAGUAGGACAAAGGAUAUGAGUACUUAAAGAUCAUCUAGUAAAAUGCAUGAAAAACACACUAGAAAAUCUCCUCUGGACAUCACCAGUUGUGUGUGUGCUCUAGACGUGAAGCUCAGGGUAUAGCACAAUGAGGGAAUGUUUUCCUAGCUUCAUUCACUGACGAUGUGCAAGGUCUCUUCUCACAGGUUUGAAUCUUCAGACAAACUUCUGGGAGGACUUGGUACCUGCCUCACUGCUGCUGUUUCCUGUCACUCAGUAGCAAUCCGGGGACCCACGACAUGUCCCAGCUAUAGUGAUGCUCAUUACCUUUCUGCUCCUGAAUCGCACCUGUGCCUCAGACUUUCUUUCCCAAGCUUGAGACUGCAUAUAAACUGGGAUGUGUGAAAGCAGGAAACAAAGCUAGUGACAGCUGAGAGGCCCAUGUCUGGGUAGAACCAGGUCCACGAUGCUGCCUCUCCCGUGGUCGGGAGUUCAGCUGCAGGGGCUCUGCUGAUGUGCCAGCACCAUCCUUCUGUUUGUGCUUAAAUGGCACAGCGUUUGGUCAGCACAUCUGAAAAGAAAGUUGUGAGAAGCAAAGCCCAUGGCCACGUUUCCCUGCCAAUUAUGUGGCAAGACCUUCCUCACCCUGGAGAAGUUCACGAUUCACAAUUAUUCCCACUCCAGGGAGCGGCCGUACAAGUGCUUGCAGCCUGAUUGUGGCAAAGCCUUUGUUUCCAGAUAUAAAUUGAUGAGGCACAUGGCGACCCAUUCUCCUCAGAAAUCUCACCGGUGCGUUUACUGUGGGAAGACAUUCAACCGGAAAGAUCACCUGAAAAACCACCUCCAGACCCACGACCCCAACAAAAUGGCCUAUGGGUGUGAUGAGUGCGGGAAGAAGUAUCACACCCUGCUGGGCUAUAAGAGGCACCUGGCCCUGCAUGCGGCCAGCAGUGGCGACCUCACCUGUGGGGUCUGUGCCCUGGAGCUAGGGAGCACCGAGGUGCUGCUGGAUCACCUCAAAUCCCAUGCAGAAGAGAAGCCCCCUAGUGGAACCAAGGAAAAGAAGCACCAAUGCGACCACUGCGAAAGAUGCUUCUACACCCGGAAGGAUGUGCGACGCCACUUGGUGGUCCACACAGGAUGCAAGGACUUCCUGUGCCAGUUCUGUGCCCAGAGAUUUGGGCGCAAGGAUCACCUCACCCGGCAUACCAAGAAGACCCACUCACAGGAGCUGAUGAAAGAGAGCCUGCAGAACGGAGACCUUCUGAGCACCUUCCAUACCAUCUCGCCUUCAUUCCAACUGAAGGCUGCUGCCUUGUCUCCUUUCUCUUUAGGAGCUUCUGCCCAGAACGGGCUUGCAAGUAGCUUGCCACCUGAGGUCCAUAGCCUCACCUUUGGGCCCCCAGAACAAGCUGCCCAGCCUAUGCAGCCGCUGCCAGAGUCCCUGGCCUCCCUCCAUCCCUCGGUAGCCCCUGGCUCUCCUCCACCUCCCCUUCCCAAUCACAAGUAUGCCACCACUUCUACCUCAUAUGCCCCACUUGCAAGCCUGCCCCUCAAGGCAGAUACUAAAGGUUUUUGCAAUAUCAGUUUGUUUGAGGACUUGCCUCUGCAAGAGCCUCAGUCACCUCAAAAGCUCAACCCAGGUUUUGAUCUGGCUAAGGGCAAUGCUGGUAAAAUAAGCCUGCCCAAGGAGCUGCCUGCAGAUGCUGUGAACCUAACAAUACCUGCCUCUCUGGACCUGUCCCCACUGUUGAGCUUCUGGCAGCUGCCCCCGCCUGCUACCCAAAAUACCUUUGGGAAUAGCACUCUCCCCCUGGGGCCUGGGGAAUCUCUGCCCCACAGAUUAAGUUGUCUGGGGCAGCAGCAGCAGGAACCCCAAAUUGCUGUGGGCACUGUGAGCCUGGGUCAGCUCCCCCUGCCCCCCAUCCCCCAUGUGUUCUCAGCUGGCACUGGCUCUGCCAUCCUGCCUCAUUUCCAUCAUGCAUUCAGAUAACUGAUUUCUAAAGUGUAUUUUUCGUAUUCUGGAAGUUGUUUUGAGAAGCGUUUUAAAUGUCAGUUACAACACGAGAAAGAUUUGGAAAACAGGACUGGGACUAUGGCUUAUUCAGUGAUGACUGGCUUGAGAUGAGAGAAUUCUCAAACUGCAUGUAUUGUGCCAAUCUGUCUUGAGUGUUCAUGCUUUGUACCAAAUUUAACGAAUGCGUGUUCUGUAAUCAAACUGCAAAUAUUGUCAUAACCAACAUCCAAAAUGACGGCUGCUAUAUAUAAGUGUUUGUCAUAUGGAAUUUAUUGUAAGCCAUGCUCAUCAUAAUGUUAACUAAAUAACUUUGUGUGGCACUGCCUAGUAAGGGAACUAUGGAAAGGUGUGGAUUUCUCCAAAUUGGGAGAAUUUUAAAAAUAAGAAAAUAACCUUUAUAUGGCAUAUUAUAACUAGGCUGUGUAUUUCUUUUCAGGGAUUUUUCUACCUUCAGGGUUGGAUGUAGUUUAGUUACUAUUACCAUAGCCAACCUGUAGUUUUGCAUAUACAAUUUCUUGUGGAGCAAUAGAGUUCUCCAUUUUACAGAAGCAUUUUAAAUGUAGUCUGAAUAUUUUUCACAAGAUGCUGCAAUGUAAGUUAUCACUUCAUUUAUCUUAAAGACAAAACUGGUUGUCAGUUACAUCUGACAGAAAAAAAAAUCACUGUGUAACCAGGUUAAGUGGUAAAAUAAUCCAGGCGUCAGUCAAAGGCAUUUUGCUGACUAUAAUAUUGAUUAUAUUUUUAACAGGAAUUUAAGAAAAUAUUACUGGAAUUAAAUAUAUAUAUAUAUAUAUUAAGAAUUUUCUUUGCUCUGUCUAGCUUAAACUACUACUCAAGCUGCCUAAGUUCUUAAGUAUUGUUUUUAAUCACCAAUAAAUAAGUGCUUUUGUAAUUCAUCAGUUUAAGUCAUUAUUAGCUUUUAUUCAAAGAAGAUUAUGUUUUACAAUGUAACUAUAAUCUCUUUAAUUUGCUAUCGUAUUAAUGAGUUUUAAAGAUGUAACACUUAACCUUUUUUAAAGCUCCAUUAUCUUUUGUUUUUAGAGGCUUUUUCCAUAAACAUAUAUCUUGCAUUUAAUAAAGUUUUCAAAUCGUGCAA
Molecule: messenger RNA, 5520 nt
Organism: Sapajus apella (tufted capuchin)
Lineage: Eukaryota; Metazoa; Chordata; Mammalia; Primates; Cebidae
Gene: PLAGL1
Product: PLAG1 like zinc finger 1
Exons: 3
Coding region: 3009-4400 (463 amino acids)
Molecular function (GO): DNA-binding transcription activator activity, RNA polymerase II-specific
Source: RefSeq, a predicted model, not a curated record